AUGAGCUUGGCAAGUGAGACACAGAGACUUAGCGACAACCCCAUGCCGGGGCACACCUCCAUCUCCGAGCCCACUCCGCACGGAGGGGCUACCGUCCCAGAUCUGAACCCUCCUGCUGCCCCUCCACCCCCACCUCCACCUCCUCCACCCCCACCUUUGGGUACCCAGGCCCAUGGCCUGCGCAAGAAGCGGAGGGUGCGUAGCUUCUACUGGAAGACCAUCCCAGAAGAGAAGGUGCGGGGGAAGCCUAACAUCUGGACGAUGGCUGUGCGGCAGCAACAAUACCAGAUUGAUGUGCGCACAGUGGAGGAGCUCUUUGGUCAGCAGGAAGAGAGCGCUGGGAGAGGCCCUCUGUCCAUAGGAGAGCCUCGCCGUGGCCGCUCCAGGGCCUCCUUCAAGGAGAGCAAAGACGAGGUCAGCAUUCUGGACUCCAAGAGAGGCAUGAAUGUCGGGAUCUUCCUCAAGCAGUUUAAGAAACCCAACCAUGCCAUUGUGGAGGACAUUCGCCUCGGCAACAGCCAGCCCUACGGUGUGGAGCCACUGAAGGAGCUGUUGAAGUUGCUGCCAGAGUCAGAGGAGUUGAAGAAGCUCCAGUCCUUCAAUGGAGACCCAGAGAAACUGGCAUUGGUGGACUCCUUUAUGUACCUCUUAAUUGGGGUGCCACGUUUUGAAGUGCGGAUUGAGGCCAUGGUGCUAAAAGAAGAGUUCUUCCCCUCGUGUGCCGUCAUGAGCCGAGAGAUUAACGUCAUCCGCAUGGCAACAGAAGAGCUAAUGACCUGUGAGGAAUUGCAUGCAAUACUUCAUUUGGUGCUCCAAGCUGGAAAUAUCAUGAACGCUGGUGGGUAUGCUGGCAAUGCUGUUGGUUUCAAGCUGUCUUCCUUGCUGUCUCUGGCGGAUACAAAGGCCAACAAACCAGGCAUGAAUUUGCUGCACUUUGUUGCUCUGGAAGCACAGAAGAAAGAUGAAGGUCUGUUGAAUUUCCCAGAGAAACUUCAACAUGUCCAGAGUGCUGUCAGGAUUUCUGUGGAGAACAUUGAGACAGAGUUUUCAUCACUCUAUGUGAAGACCCGCUCCUUGGAAGAAAAGAUCCAGGCUGACUCAGACCUUCUGCGGCAACUGGAGCCCUUUUUGCAGAAUUCAUCAAGAACUCUGCAAGACCUCAAAAGACGCAGGCUGGACCUUCGUAAGGAGGGCAACGCUCUCAUAGACUUUUUCUGUGAAGACAAAGACAGCUUUAAGCUUGAUGAAUGUUUCAGGAUCUUCCAGGACUUCUGUCUUAAGUUCAAGAAGGCAGUCAAGGAUAAUGCAGAUCGUGAGCUGAAGGAGGAGGCCCGUCUGCGGCGGCUGAGGGAGCUGGAGGAGCGCCGCUUUGCCUGGAUGGCCGGCGCAGCAGGAGCCCAGUCUGCCAACGGUGGCUUUGGCCGCAGCAGCAGCGAGACAGACGUAGACACCCUCACCAAGGAAGGCCUGUUGGACUUCCUGCUGCAGUCGCGGCCUCACAGCCCACACAAUCCACACAGUCCACUGGGCCGCUCGGCAAGUGCCCGCCGCUAUCGCCAUCUUACCGCAGCGGACCGGAGCCUCCGCGGUUACCUUGAACUGCUCUCUGGCACGAGUCCCGGCGUCACGGACUAUGCCAAGUUCAACAGUCUGCCGCGCUCGAGCAGAACUCAUCAGAGGAGGACAAUGGCCUGGCUAGCAAAUCAGGAUGACAAUCGUGAGCUUGAGCCACACAGCCUCCUGCUCCAAGAGAGGCAGGCAUCCUCUCCAGAGACAGAGCCAAUCAGCCCACUGCCCAGGUACUCAACACGGUACAGUGCAAAAGACGACCCCUAUGACAACAAUCACAACCAGUACUCAAGUGUGUCUGAAGGGGGCGUAUCCCCUCAUAACAUGAAUGUUUUUCAGAAGAAAAGACAAGGUGUGGGCCACAUGAACAUCAGUGUUGAAAGGCACACAUUGGUGACUGGCCUCCAACCAUUUGAUAUGUCAAGUCCAAGCAACAACAACAAUGAGCGGGUAAACAGCUAUAAAGACGUGCUGGUCACUGAACUAGAGGAGAAGGUGAGGAACACACCAAAGAGCCUUGUCCUGGACACCCCUCCAUCCAGCAAGAGCUCAGAGGAGGCAUCCAAACCUGGUGCAGGGUGGGAGAGCAAAACUGCCUUCUUGCAGCAUGAAGAAGAAGAAGACGACAGCACGGUCUCCUCCACAACAUGUGACACACCCCUUCCCCUGGACCCCUCAUUGUGUGGCAACAAACCUAUGUUCCAUGUGUUGGACUGCACCGAGACGGACUGCUCCGUCAUGCUGGACUUCUCAGAGCUGGAGAGCUCCCCAGUGUUUCGUGAAGGCAUGGGGUUUGACCCCAGACUUCCUGGAAACUUCAGGUUUCCCCGAGAUCCAAGCUCCCUGUCCUCAAACAUAGAAUCCACAUCAACCAAUGAUCAGUCCAUGUCCACAGAGGAUCCACCUGGACCUGUGUUGUGUAGCCUAGCCUUGGAGACCCAGUCUGGCUCAUGUGAUGAGCCAGAGUCCGACAGUGUAAACCAAGGCGAUGACAAGAAAGUAGACGAGAAAGCCGUGCAAACAUGCAGCCCCAAACCUGCAUCCAGAAACAAGGCGUCAUCCAAAGCCCAAAACCUUGGACGUGGUCGUUCCCCUAGGACCCUAACUUCCUCUGAGACCCAAACCAUGCGAAAGGUGGUACCUAUUACGAAGGUUAACCGCUCUUUUAGUGGUACGAGGAAGGUUGAGAGACAGCCUUCAGGACAUGAGAGCUUUGAGACAAGGCGCCCACUCCGUGACCAAAGCACUCCAUCUAGAAGGGGUGUUGAGAAGACGCCUCGACCUGCUCGCCCUUCUAGUCUCCCACCAGCGGACUCCAGUGGAGGAAGAGGAAGUAUGCCCUGUUGCAGCAUGACUCGUUGGGCUCGGGAUCUUACUCCACGUGGGUCCUCUCGCAAACCCAAUGCCAAACCCUUGCGGAACGUCCCUAAGCCUGCGCCAGAGGAGAAAAUGUGUCGCUCCGCAAUGAGGGCACUAGCACAGGCUCAGGCGGCAGCAGACGAAAGUAUUUCACAGGCAUCCAGCAGUGGCUCGAAACUCCUCUCCACAUUGCCUAGCUUUGCUCGCAACACUAUUGCAUUCUCCUCCAGGACAAAGAAAGAGGCAUCCGUACCAUCAAGCCCAGCAACUCCAGUCAGAAGUGCUACUUUGGGUCGUAGCGGCUCUCAAAAGGCAAUGGGCAGUGCUAAGGGUGACGCAUUUGGAGGGUCCCAAACUUCACAGGCUGAGGAGAAGUCAUCGAGCUCCCUGAGGCGAGUACAGAGUGUGAGGGCCUCAAGCCGUAGCACUCAGCGCAGUGACACCCCACCACCACCACCCAGCCGCGAACGCUCACGAAAGAGCAGCAACUUCUCUGAGAAAUCUGUGCUGUCUUCCAUGUCCAGCAAGACUCCAUGGAAGUGAAGUGGUUGAACUCCCAGGAUAUCCCAUCAAUCAAUGUUUCUGAAAAAAACCCUGUGAUUUUAUGACUUAUGUAUCUCUCAAGCCUUACCAAUGAAUGUUUCUUUUAAUCCCUUUGAGUUGCUGCAGUACGUGCAACUCUGUAAUGGAGUUGCUGCAUACAUCAGGGCAUCUCUGCAGGCCUUUACUUAUACUGCCUUGAUGAUUUUUCUCAAGCGGUUCAUCUCAUAUUUCAUCCUCUCUUAGCUGGGUCAUGUGUGUAUAGUUGUUGGUCACUUGCUAUUAUUAUGACACAUACUAUAUGCUGUGUCAUACAUGCACCAAGGGUCCUUAGAAGCUAUACAUUCAUUGUGAAAUAACUGACAUCAUUGCCUUGUGAACAUUGCAUGGCAUAUACAAUUGUGCAACAGCUUUAAGCCUGUCUGUGUCAGUACUGAAAGACGGUGCUGACUAUUGCCAGUACUUUUCACGCUGCUAAUUCAUCUGCCAUUUAGAUGGCACUAUACUGUACCUUUCAGGAACUGCCUUGUCACCUAUGUUUUGCUGUUUUGAGUUUGUUGUCUUCCUGUUUGUGCAAGCCUAUUUAAAUUGCUUUGAAGGUUUUGCAGGUGUUGGAGGUCCAGCAUGUUUUGUAAUCUACAGUCUAUGAAACACUCUGGGGUGAAAAUAUCAACAAUGCGUACUGAGUAGUUAAUGAAAACAGUGAAAGACGCAAAGAUUAGUUUUAGCUAUAAAAAGGAAAAUAUGUAGGACUCUCUGACUUUAGACAGCUAUAAUACUAUAGGUAUGGUGUAAAUACAUUUUUCAGUAUUUUUGAUUUCUCCUUUGUUUUGUGCCUUCUUGCUGCCUUGUUUUAAGUUGUUGAUGUUUAACGAAUGUAAAUACACAAAACAAAGACACAUAGAUAUAUAGAAUGUACAGGUAGACUGUUAAAUACUGCUGUUUCAUGGACUCGCAUUUUCAUGUCUGUUGACAAAACUGCACUUUACACCUUUAAAAUGACUGGAUUAUAUUGGAACUCUGUAGUACCUCUUCCUGUGUGGCGUCUUGUAUUUAUGUUUGCAAUGUCCUAUGUAGGUGUACUAUUUAGAGUGUAUCCAUUGUUCCAGUGGAUAAGAUGCACAAUGGAAGUGUUUCUUCUAUAUACGAGUCCUUAAUGUCUGAAAAAGCAAGCAAAUGUAGCUGUCCCAUGGACUGAUGCACUGUAGCUCACAAACCCAAUCCAAAGUUAACAUGUUGGCAUGACAGUCCAUGAUGGUGUGUCUUCAUCAGCCUCAGCCUGACCCUUAUGAUUGUAGUUAUUAGAGUAUGCAGCUGUCUCCUCAGACACUAACAAAGUGUGAUGCUGUCAAAAGUGAUAAUCAUCGAUGCUGGCAUAAUGCUGUAGUUUUCACAGACCUUGAAUAUGCUUGCUCUGCCUGUCCUGCCUAGUGGAAGGCCUUGUGCCAUAAUGGAC
Messenger RNA from Engraulis encrasicolus (European anchovy), 4924 nucleotides. It is a transcript of the gene fhdc1, whose product is annotated as FH2 domain containing 1. The coding region runs from base 1 to 3471 and encodes 1156 amino acids. The record is from RefSeq and is a predicted model, not a curated record. Lineage: Eukaryota; Metazoa; Chordata; Actinopteri; Clupeiformes; Engraulidae. The transcript has 11 exons.